CCCCCAUUCCUCUUCAUCUUGUAGUCUUCUAUUCUCUGACUCUCUAAAUUUUAGAUAUCUUCUCUUUAUAAUUUGCAAUCCCAUAUACCAAAAGAGCCAUGGUUGCUUCAAUGGAGGCUGCUCGAAAUGCAAUUGGCGUUGUUGGAAACAUCAUUGCACUCUUCCUCUUCCUGUCCCCGGUGCCAACUUUUAUCCAAAUUUGCAAGAAAGGUGCGGUGGAGCAGUACUCAGCAGCCCCAUACCUAGCCACCCUGACCAACUGCAUGAUCUGGGUCCUGUACGGGAUCCCCUGGGUGCACCCAAACAGCACCCUGGUAUGGACCAUCAACGGCACUGGCACCCUGAUUGAGCUCGUCUUCAUAACCCUCUUCCUGAUCUACUCCGAGAAGAAGAAGAGGCUGAGGUUGGUGGUAGUGGUGGUGUUGGAGAUCAUCUUCAUGGUGGCCCUCACGGUUCCCGUCCUCACUGUUUUAAAGACCACCGAGCGCCGCUCUAUGGUGGUUGGCACUAUCUGCAUUUUAUUCAACAUCAUGAUGUAUGCCUCACCCUUAUCAGUUAUGAAAAUAGUGAUGCGGACAAAAAGUGUGGAAUAUAUGCCCUUUUGCCUAUCCUUAGCUUCCUUUGCCAACGGUGUUGCUUGGACCAUUUAUGCUCUCCUCCCAUUUGACCCCUUCAUCUGUAUUCCAAAUGGGCUUGGGACAUUGUCUGGUCUAGCCCAGCUGAUAUUGUAUGCAACAUAUUAUAAGUCCACAAAGAGGCAGAUAGAAGCAAGGCAGGCCGCCCAGAAAGAAGCAGAGUUGGUAGGAAAUGGGCAUCCCAAGAACCACAACAUUUCUGUCUGAACAUUUUCAUAUAUAACAUAUCUACUAAUUAAUCUAGAUCUACCUAAAUUUAGCUUUAGUUCCAAAAAAUAUAUAUAUAUAUAUAUUCUACCUCUACCUGAAGAAGGAUAGUUCAUUUUUCUCCUUAAAUCAAGAGACUCUCUAGUCUGGAACUAGCUAGUGCCAUGUAUCUGUAUUUUGUAACAUGCUGCAACUUUUGUUAUGAAGUAAUAUUAAUGGUGGUUUUAUAUAAUAUAUAUCCUAAUUUCAA
Molecule: messenger RNA, 1092 nt
Organism: Rubroshorea leprosula
Lineage: Eukaryota; Viridiplantae; Streptophyta; Magnoliopsida; Malvales; Dipterocarpaceae
Source: the annotation of a GenBank genome assembly